ACCAAAAGAAAAGCAAAAGAAAGUUAAUUCCACUGUGUAGACAAAAGAAGCUUUUACUCGUAUAGUUUCUUUUAUUAUCAUCAUUAUUAUUAUUAUUACUAUUACCUAUUAAUUAGCUAAUCCCAUAUGUACACUUCUUAUAAUAGGCCCUCUUAACCAUUCUCCACAUCUCUCUCUCCUUCUCAUCUUAAAUCUUUGCUUCAACAAGUACCAAGAAAGAGACUGGUUUUGUUCUCAACUGGGGGAAAAUGGUUAAGUUAGGAGGUGUUCUGGUUUGCCUCUUGAUUGUUGCAAUUGAUGUUGUUGCUGGUAUUCUUGGCAUCCAAGCAGAAAUGGCACAAAACAAGGUUAAGCACUUAAGGCUGUGGAUAUUUGAGUGUAGAGACCCAAGCCAGGAUGCUUUCAAGUUAGGGUUAGCUGCAGCAGCACUAUUAGGUCUUGCUCAUGUUCUUGCUAACUUGCUUGGAGGUUGCAUGUGCAUUUGUUCUCAAGAAGAGCUUCAAAGAGCUUCCCCUAAUAAGCAGCUUUCUGUGGCAUGUUUCUUCUUUACUUGGAUCAUAUUAGCCGUUGGAUUGUCGAUGCUGGUGAUUGGCACUUUGUCAAAUAAUAAGUCAAGGGCUUCUUGUGGUUUCACACACCAUCAUUUUCUUUCUAUAGGAGGCAUUUUGUGUUUUGUUCAUGGGCUCUUUUGUGUUGCAUAUUACGUUUCUGCCACUGCCGCUUUUAGCGAAGAAGAGAAGUAUGGAGGUGCUUAAUGAGUAAUGAUUUAGCUUUUCACAUAUAAACCUCUUAAUUAUUUAAAUCAAAGUCUCUCUUCUUUCACUUUA
Messenger RNA from Ricinus communis (castor bean), 827 nucleotides. RefSeq names its product protein DESIGUAL 3-like. Bases 249 to 755 code for a protein of 168 amino acids. The transcript has 3 exons. NCBI's taxonomy places the organism in Eukaryota, Viridiplantae, Streptophyta, Magnoliopsida, Malpighiales, Euphorbiaceae. The record is from RefSeq and is a predicted model, not a curated record.